Molecule: messenger RNA, 1645 nt
Organism: Osmerus eperlanus (European smelt)
Lineage: Eukaryota; Metazoa; Chordata; Actinopteri; Osmeriformes; Osmeridae
Gene: foxg1c
Product: forkhead box G1c
Exons: 1
Coding region: 1-1233 (410 amino acids)
Biological process (GO): regulation of transcription by RNA polymerase II
Cellular component (GO): nucleus
Molecular function (GO): sequence-specific double-stranded DNA binding; DNA-binding transcription factor activity
Source: RefSeq, a predicted model, not a curated record
AUGGAGGAUUUAAAAGCCCCCGUCAGAUUUUUUCACAAAUCUUCAUUCAGCAUCAGUAGCCUCUUAUUCCGGCGAGAGGGGGUGAUGAACGAGGACGGCGCCGCACUGGAAGAGAACCUCUCCCGGAACAAUAAGCCCCUGGCCCGAAAGCAGUGUUUUGGAGAGCCAUCUAAAACUAAAGAUAUCGGCGGUCGAGAUGAAAAAUGUAGCCUCCAUGGGGACAAACGCGGUGACACCAAAGUAAAAAAUGUGUCAAGAGAAAACGGAGAGCAAGUUGCGGGAGAAAGGAAGUUAAAUGGAGGGGUAGAAGGGAAAUCUAAACCCGAGAAACCUCCGUUUAGCUAUAACGCACUUAUCAUGAUGGCUAUCCGCCAAAGCCCGGAGAGAAGGCUUACACUCAACGGAAUUUAUGAGUUCAUUAUGGGAAACUUUCCCUACUAUCAAGACAACAGACAAGGCUGGCAAAAUUCAAUCCGACACAACCUGAGCCUAAAUAAGUGUUUCGUGAAAGUACCACGCCACUAUGAUGACCCAGGCAAAGGCAACUACUGGAUGCUUGACCCCUCAAGUGACGAUGUGUUCAUUGGUGGCACUACUGGCAAACUCCGGCGGCGUGCAACAGUGAGUUCCAGAACGAAGCUUGCUAUUAAAAGAGGUGCCCGUUUAACGUCCACCGCCGCAGCCGGUCUUACAUUUGCAGGGUCAUUUUACUGGCCUGUGCCAUCUUUUUUAGCUCUACAACCACCCGCACACCCGCACCCGGGCGGAGGGCCAUACGUAGGGCCUCAUCAUUCCAAUUAUGCCACUUCUGUUCUCUCACAACGGUCACAUCACAUGACUGCCAGUUCUGGAGCCGACCGGCUGUUCCAAACAAACCAGGAGACGUCUUAUUUUGGAGUGAGUUGUGCACAAUCCCAUCGCCGUCAAAUGAGCGCAGCGGCAGCUACAACGUUUACAUCCUCGUCGCUACCUUGCGCUUUGUCUCUCCCUAAUCCAUGCUCCCUCAACAUGCUCUCUGGACAAGCCAGUUACUUUUACGCGCACCAGAUGCCUCGUUCAGCGACCUUCGGUAUGUGCCAAGAAGACCCCUCCGUCUCCAAGACAUCUCAAGUUGGACACUUGUUAUCAAAUAAUCCACCGUCGGAAUAUUUAGGAAGUGUAUAUGCAGAGUUCCCUAAUUAUUUUCCUUCAAGUAGCCCCACGACCUCCAUUUCGUGGGAUGCAGGGAAAUGAUGAAUUUAACUUAAUACAUAGAUGAAUGUGUAUGCGUAAUUGUCUCUUUUAGCCCAAUCCUUGUACAUUUGUCAUGGCCUAUCUUAUCUAUUUGUCAUAGAUAAUGAAACUGCAUAGACAAUAGUUUAGAAUUGUGACUUUAAUGGUUGGGCAUAAAACGAAUCAGAAAGAACAUAUUUGUAGGACAUUGCAGCUUGCAGUGUGAGAAUAGCUUUUAAUGUAGGCUAUAUGCUAUUGAAAUUACCCACUAUUUAUUUUGCGCAUGAGGAUGUCGAAAUGUAGCCUAGCUAUAUUUCGGUUUAAAACUCAUACUGUGCCGUGUUAGUGUAAAAAAAAUCAUUCGAAUUAUGAUUUUAAGGUUUUAUUAUAGCCAAUUCCAUAGGACCGACCCCAAAUGUGACAAUCCGUAAAU